Penicillium odoratum is the source of this 459-nucleotide messenger RNA. RefSeq names its product type II 3-dehydroquinate dehydratase. Gene Ontology annotation, molecular function: 3-dehydroquinate dehydratase activity. NCBI's taxonomy places the organism in Eukaryota, Fungi, Ascomycota, Eurotiomycetes, Eurotiales, Aspergillaceae. Gene Ontology annotation, biological process: quinate catabolic process. The transcript has 3 exons. The record is from RefSeq and is a predicted model, not a curated record. Bases 1 to 459 code for a protein of 152 amino acids.
AUGCGUGACGGCAAAAAAACAGUUCUAGUCAUCAAUGGCCCAAAUCUCAACCUUCUAGGAACCCGUGAACCACAUAUCUACGGACACGAAUCACUCGCGGAUGUUGAAGCAUCUGGCAAAAAGCAAGGCAAUGACCUUAACGCCAACGUGGAGUUUUUCCAGAGUAACUGGGAAGGAGCCAUCGUCGAUCGAAUUCAAGAAGCCCGCACUGAUGGAACUGAUGGAAUUGUCUUGAACCCGGGUGGAUUUACGCAUACGUCAGUUGCUAUUCGGGAUGCGAUUCUUGGUGUCGCAAUUCCAUUUGUUGAGUUGCAUGUGUCGAACAUUCAUGCUAGGGAGGAGUGGCGGCAUCACUCUUACUUCCAGGAUAAGGCAAAGGCCAUUAUUGCUGGGUGUGGUGUGCAGGGUUAUGAAUAUGCGAUUGAUCUUGUUAUAAGAAAGUUCCCGGCGAAAGAUUAA